CUCGUCCGCAAUACAAACGCUCCAGCCGGUUCCUCCCCUGGCCGCCGGCGCGCUGGCGCUCAGUUUCCGACUCGAGCAAGUGCGGCUCGAGCGACUUCGUAGGACCGACACAGGGGCCGAGAAAGCUUCCUCCUCCCCGCCACUUUCCGCCGCAAUUUCGGCUGGAAAGUAUCAACAGGCAACUGCUGCAACAGGCAACUAAAAAGCAACUUACAGGUUUUCGUUUCACGUCCGCUCAGUGGAUCCGCCCGUCCGUCGGAAUGGUCAAUUACGGGUCUUUAUACCGACCGCGGCAUCGACAGCACAAGGCGGCGUCCACAUCAUCGCGUCCCAGUGAAACACCCUCCACCGCGUCGUCCACGAAUACGCAGGACACGCAGCAAUGGGCGAGCAGCAGCGGCCGCUCCAACUUCAGCACCGCCGGCACCGCAGAUAGCGUCACGCCCGACGCGUAUUUGAACUUCAAUGACCAGCAGCAGGACGCGCUACUGCUGGAUGCGCGCGCCAACGCCGCCGCGCUGCUAGUGGACGCAGUGGCGGACGCGGAUAAGUGGCAGUUCGUCACAGCGCGCGGCUCGCUCAACAUCUACGAGCUACGCGCGGACUCAAUGGAGCGCGUGUCCAGCAUGAUGCCCGCCGACCCGGCACAGCUGCAGCACAAUAUGCACACGAUGCUGGCCACGACUCGCGUACGAGCCACACUCGACGACUUCAUGCGCCUCAUGGCGUCCCCCAAGCGCGACACGUACCAGAACGUCCAGGCGGCGCUGUUUGAGGAGCGCGUGCAGAUGGCCGACGUGUUCACCAGCUUCGGCAGCCUCCCGAGCGGACGCGUCGGUCGCAGCUCGUCCACGUCGUCGUCGGUCAGUUCCAGUUCGCGCUCGCAGAGCGGAGCGGAGACGGAGCAGUACGCAGUGAAGUACGUGUCCAUCAAGGGACGCGGGCCACGCAGCAACUCCGGCGCGGCACUGAACGCCAGCUCGGCGUCCAAUUCACUGAAAUUCGGCGGUAAGAACCGACACCGCGAACGACAGGCGGCGCGACUGCACAGUAGCAAGAAACACAAAGGCGUCGAGAGCGCGCAGGAGCUAGGACUAACCAUGUGCCUGGCCGAGUACGCGACCAUCCGUCGCGCGCAGAUCCGCGGGCCCAUGGCGCACAACCAGGCGCAGGACUUUGAGGACCAACGGGUGGGGAUCAUCUCGCACCACUCGAUCGAAGACCCAGCGGUCACGAGAUACUGCAAACCGAUCGUGACGUCGUCCCAUGCAAAGGCCAAGGCGUCGUCGCCUCAACCGGCCAACUUUGUGAUGACGGCGCGAGCGCUGGUGCAGUUCUCGGGUAUUGUCGUGUACCCCAUAGCGUCGUCCAUCGCGGGUGACAACGUACUAGAAGUGCUGAUCAAGUUUAGCUGUUAUGACGCCAAUGGCGUGACGACGACGCGACGGAUGAACAUGUUGUCGUACUUGACGGCGUUCCAGCAGCUGAACACGGCGCUGCUGGUCAUGCGGCUGCGUGAGUCUCCGUACUUGACGUCCGAGAACUGGGUCAAGUCUAGGAAGAGCUGCUGUGUGUGUCAAGGCAAGUUCUCCAUGUCGCGGAGGAAACACCACUGUCGUCUGUGCGGUGACGUCGCGUGCUCCAAGUGUUCGGAGAUCCACCAGAUCAAACUGGGCAAAGCUGGGAAAUGUCCGUUCCGGAUCUGUAUCAACUGCGAGCACGGCAUGGACGACAACCAGCGACAGAGCAGAGGCCAGAUCGCAGCCGGAGCCGCGCAGCCACCCAGGACGCCCGUGA
Molecule: messenger RNA, 1797 nt
Organism: Phytophthora nicotianae INRA-310
Lineage: Eukaryota; Oomycota; Peronosporomycetes; Peronosporales; Peronosporaceae
Exons: 1
Molecular function (GO): metal ion binding
Source: RefSeq, a predicted model, not a curated record